Messenger RNA from Alternaria conjuncta, 213 nucleotides. RefSeq lists its product as uncharacterized. Lineage: Eukaryota; Fungi; Ascomycota; Dothideomycetes; Pleosporales; Pleosporaceae. The record is from RefSeq and is a predicted model, not a curated record. Bases 1 to 213 code for a protein of 70 amino acids. The transcript has 4 exons.
AUGCCUCGUCAACCGGUACACAAUGUUGUUGAAGAGAAGACUUCGGGAUACAUAACAAAAGAGAAGUUGGAAAUCUUCUUGCACGACAGGUUCCCUGAUGUCUCGCCUAUGGAUGAGUUUGCUAUCGUAGAAAAACGCAAGAAGUGGGAAUUCUACGCACCUGAGGAGGUACCCGAGACAGCCCUCCGCGCUUUGAAGAAGAAGAAUGUGUGA